Messenger RNA from Rotaria sordida, 762 nucleotides. The record is from the annotation of a GenBank genome assembly. Lineage: Eukaryota; Metazoa; Rotifera; Eurotatoria; Philodinida; Philodinidae.
AUGGGUGACUACUCGAAAGCACUUGAAUUUUACGAAAAAUCACAUAAAAUCCUCGAAAAAGCUCUGCCUUCGAAUCACCCUGAUUUGGCUAGUUCCUACAACAACAUCGGUCAAGUGUAUAACAGCAUGGGUGACUACUCGAAAGCACUUGAAUUUUACGAAAAAUCACAUAAAAUCUUCGAAAAAGCUCUGCCUCCGAAUCAUCCCGACUUGGCUCAAUCCUACAACAACAUCGGUGCAGUGUAUAACAACAUGGGUGACUACUCGAAAGCACUUGAAUUUUACGAAAAAGAUCUCGAAAUCACGAAAAAAGCUCUGCCUCCGAAUCAUCCCGAUUUGGCUAUUUCCUACAACAACAUCGGUCAAGUGUAUAACAGCAUGGGUGACUACUCGAAAGCACUUGAAUUUUACGAAAAAGCACAUAAAAUAAAAGAAAAAGCUCUGCCUCCGAAUCAUCCCGAUUUGGCUAUUUCCUACAACAACAUCGGUCAAGUGUAUAACAACAUGGGUGACUACUCGAAAGCACUUGAAUUUUACGAAAAAUCACUUAAAAUAAGAGAAAAAGCUCUGCCUCCGAAUCAUCCCUCAUUGGCUACUUCCUACAACAACAUUGGUAUGGCGUAUUCCGGCAAAGGAGACUAUUCAAAAGCACUCUCAUUCUUAGAAAAGGCACUUUCUAUCUUCCAAAAAUCACUUCCACCUAAUCAUCCUAAUAUUAAAACAGUUACAAACUCAAUUGACAAUGUAAAAAAGAAAAUGUAA